GUCCUCUGGGAUGGUGGCUGUGCCCCCCGGGACGGUGGCCGUGCCCCCCGGGAUGGUGGCCGUGCCCCCUGGGAUGGUGGCUGUGCCCCCCGGUUUGUGUCCCACCACCUGCUGGCACGGUGGCCGUGCCCGCUGGGUUAGUGGCUGUGACUCCCCACACGCCGUCCCCGUGCCCACGCCGUGUCCCCGCCGUGUCCCCGCAGAGGUGCUGCUGCGGGUGCAGGUGUUCGAGAGCGGCACGCUGGCCCCGCUGCCGCAGGCGGCCCUGGACGUGCUGGGCGCCCGCAGCGCGCUGGCCGCGGGCAGCACGGACCACUCGGGCACCGCCGUCCUGCCCGUGCCCUACCGCCUGGGCUCCUGGCUGCUGGUCACCGCCGCACGCCGCGGAUACGUCACCGCCUCUGUCCCCUGGCGCGUCACCAAACUGCCACUCUACGCCUCCAUCAGCCUCUACCUGCUCCCGGAGCGCCCGGCCACGCUCAUCCUCUACGAGGACCUGGUCCAGAUCCUCCUGGGAUCGCCAGGUGGCCGUGGGCAGCCGUGGGCGCAGUUCCCCCGGCGGGCAGCGCGCCUGCCCCGCAGCUCCACGUACAGCCAGCUCGCCGCGUCGCUCACCGCCGCCUCCGGCCCCGGCCUGGCCCGCGCCUUCCCCGCCUUCCUCGGGGCCGAGCAGGACGGCAGCGCCAAUGGCACGUGGCUGGAGCUGGCGCCGGUGGCGGCUGUCAGCGUCCACCUGUUCACCGGCAACGGGACCGAGGUGCCGCUGGCCGGCCCCGUCCAUCUGUCCGUCCCGCUGGCCCCCGACGCCGCGGCCGUGGUGGCCACCAGUGUGCCAGCCUGGAGGUUUGACCCCAAGAGCGGGCUGUGGGUCCGGAACGGGACGGGGCUGAUCCGGAAGGAAGGCCGGCAGCUGUACUGGACGUUCGUCUCCUCCCAGCUGGGAUACUGGGCAGCAGCUCUGCCCUCCCCCAGCACGGGGCUGGUGGCAAUGGCAGCAGGUGUGACGGACAUCACCACCUACCACACCAUCUUCCUCCUCACCAUCCUGGGUGCCCUGGCCCUGCUCGUCCUCAUCCUCCUCUGCCUCCUCAUCUACUACUGCAGGCGGCGCUGCCUGAAGCCGCGGGCUCAGCACCGCAAGCUGCCGCUGCCGGGGCCGCUGGACGCGGCGCGCCGGGACCAGGCCACCUCGGUGUCCCAGCUGGACCUCCUGUGCGGGGGCAGCCACCUGGAGACCGCCUCCUCGGGGGGCGACACCGACCUGCCCACCCCCAGCCUGCCCCCCUCGGCCCGCGAGCUGCCCCCCGCCCGGCCGCCGCGGCCGCCCUCGCUGGCCCCGCCCGGGCCGCUGCUGCUCUGCGGGCCCCUGGACCGCGGCGGGGGCCCCGAGGAUGUGUACCGGGGGGUGAUGCCCACCCUGCUCAUCCCCGCCCGCUACAUGCGCCUGGCCCCCGGCGAGCCCGAGGGUCCCCCCGAAGCCGAUGGGGGCCCCGGUUCGACGGCGGCCGCGGCCGCGCCGCCGCCCCCGCCCUCCUCCGGGCAGCCCUUCGAGGAAGGGGAAAACUGGGGCGGGGCUCGUGCCCCCCAACCGGUGAGCGGCUCGGUGGCCAUCCCGGUGCUGCUGGACGGGUCGGCGGUGGCCCAGCUCAACGGGGAGCUGCAGGCGCUGGCCGGGCAGCAGCUCCUGGAACUGGGGGGGCCGCCACCCCCGAGAGCCUGGUUCGUGUCCCUGGACGGGCGCUCCUCCCAGGUUCGGCACUCCUACAUCGACCUGCAGGGCAGCGAGAGGGGCCCCGGCCCCGCGCCCCCUCCCCGCCUCCCCCGGGCCGCCGGAGGCGGGGAGGAGGACGGGGGGCCCCGGCCCCCGCUGCCCGCAGCCUCCCCCGAGGACAGCUCGCUCGCCCCCUUGCUGGAAGCAGGCAGCGGGGGGCGGCGAGGGGGCGGCAGCGGGCGCAGCAGCGCCAGCGAAGCCCCUCGAGACUCCCUGACCAGCCCCGAGGAGGAGGCGCUGGCCGAGGCGGGCGACGGGGGCGACGAGGGGGGCGACCGCAAGAGCCCCUGGCAGAAGCGGGAGGAGCGGCCUCUGAUGGUCUUCAAUGUCAAGACAGGGGGGGCUGGCACUGCCCCCCGAGCCAGCGGUGCCUCCAAGCUGCCAUAGGAGCCGGGGGGCCCUGUCCCCCCACCCUCAUCCCCCUUUGGAUUUUAACUCGUGUUUCUAAACGUUUUCUACGUGGUGAGGAUGAAGAGGGGUCAUUGGGGCCAGGCUGGCAGCGGGGGGGCCAUGGGGACCCCCUGGGUGCCAGGCUGGGCAGGGAGCUGCUGCCUGCACCUGCCUGCACGUCCUGCCCGCUCCUUAGAGGCAUUAAUAUAUUAAACACACAAAAUCCCCCCUC
This is a messenger RNA of Passer montanus (Eurasian tree sparrow), 2393 nucleotides long. RefSeq names its product family with sequence similarity 171 member A2 (gene FAM171A2). The transcript is spliced from 8 exons. NCBI's taxonomy places the organism in Eukaryota, Metazoa, Chordata, Aves, Passeriformes, Passeridae. The coding region runs from base 11 to 2158 and encodes 715 amino acids. The record is from RefSeq and is a predicted model, not a curated record.